Molecule: messenger RNA, 1566 nt
Organism: Pectinophora gossypiella (pink bollworm)
Lineage: Eukaryota; Metazoa; Arthropoda; Insecta; Lepidoptera; Gelechiidae
Exons: 1
Coding region: 1-1566 (521 amino acids)
Biological process (GO): DNA integration
Molecular function (GO): nucleic acid binding
Source: RefSeq, a predicted model, not a curated record
AUGGCAGCAAGUCGAAUGCAGCGGUGGGCCAUUAUUUUAUCAGCUUACGAUUACAAGGUGGAGUAUGUAAAAACCACUGACAACAGCGCCGACGGACUGUCGCGCCUCCCCGCAAGGUCUUGUCCGGUUAAUAAGGAUUGUGAGAGAAGUUUACCAGAGCAAACUUUUUUACAUUUUGCACAAGACGCUUUAUUAUUAAAUAACAUAGAAAUUCGGAAACAAACUAGUAAGGAUAUAAUUUUAGGACGAGUUCUAAGUUAUAUUAGGGAUGGCUGGCCGGAUAGUUGUGAGGUAACGGGGCUGCAACCGUUUUAUAACAGGCGAUCAGAGCUUUACGAGGAGCUGGGGUGCGUCAUGUGGGGGCAUAGGGUCGUCAUCCCAGGGUCGUGUAGGGAUAGCGUAUUGUGGACUAUACAUGAACCGCACAUGGGCAUCGUCAAAUCCAAGGCCCUAGCCCGCAGCUACGUGUGGUGGCCCGGAGUGGACGAGGCCGUGGAGGCGACAUGCCGCGCGUGCAGCACGUGCGCCGCGCAUUCGGACUCACCACCGCACCAGGCGCCGCGCUCCUGGCCGUGGCCGGCCCGUCCCUGGUCUAGAAUCCACAUAGACUUCCUAGGACCCAUUUUCGGAAAAACAUAUUUGGUCAUUGUGGAUGCCACGUCUAAAUGGAUUGAAAUAUUCCAUGUGCCGAGUACCGCAAGCCGUACGACUAUUAGUAAACUAAGAGAACUCUGGAGUAGGUUUGGUAUUCCAAAACAGGUAGUUUCGGAUAACGGGCCUCCUUUCUCAGGACAAGAUUUUGGUUUGUUUCUGCGCGAGGGGGGAGUAGAACAUCUCCCGACGGCCCCCUAUCAUCCUUCGUCGAAUGGAGCGGCAGAAAAUGCUGUCAGGACACUAAAAAGGGUGAUUAAGAAAGCAGUUACGGAGGGAAAGGACACAGAAUUGGCAUUAAAUACGUUUUUACUAUAUUAUAGGAAUACGGAACAUUUAACUACAGGGGAAACGCCGAGUAUGUUGCUAAUGGGCAGGAGGCUUCGUACUCAUUUAGACGCAUUAAAACCGGAUAGGGACACGAAAGUAAUUAAGUCACAAAAAUGCCAAAUAGAUAACGCAGGGGGCACCGACCGAGUUAUACGGCCGGGAGAUGAGGUGUGGUAUAGGCAGUUUUUAAAAGCAGAGAAGUGGGCUCCGGGGGUAGUGGUUAAAGCAAACGGGACCACCGACUUCCAAGUUAUAGGUGAACAGGGCAUACAGCAACAUAGACACGCUGACCAACUAAAGCGCAGGUCCCAGGGUUCGUUUGUGGUUCCGAUGGAUCCUAAGCACGGUCGACAGUCACAAGUAAAUACAAAUGUUAGUGAGGUGUGCAUUCAGUCGGAGCUGGCAGCGGUAGAUUCGAGCCCCGGCCACACAUCCGGGGUUGACAGUCCAGCUCGGCGCCAGUCGCGCUCCACAACACCGACUACACCGACUACCGAGACGCACCCACCUGCUGUGCCACCCCGCCCCGAACAAAGGCCUAUAAGGCAGUGUCGAAUCCGCAAAAUACCUAACUAUAAGUGUUAA